Molecule: messenger RNA, 573 nt
Organism: Macroventuria anomochaeta
Lineage: Eukaryota; Fungi; Ascomycota; Dothideomycetes; Pleosporales; Didymellaceae
Exons: 3
Coding region: 1-573 (190 amino acids)
Source: RefSeq, a predicted model, not a curated record
AUGCCUUCCACUAGCACCACCUACGUUACCUCGGCCCUGACCAUAACGUCUUAUGUCACUGCUCAGUACAGUGCCUCUGCUGUUCCAAGAGGUGCGACAACGAAAUCAUUGGCACCGUCCAGAAGCUCCUUCAGUCUGUUCAAACCUACGUCUUGGAAGCCAUCUUCGGCAGCAAGUGCAGCCCUUGCGACUAUGUCUGCAUCUGCGAUGGCCUGCACUCCAAGGACGUCGCCGACCCAGGAGCUGACCACCUACACCACCACCGUCUGCCCCGUUACUACUAGUGAAAAUGUCACCACGACAACAAGCACCAUCACCGUCACUUCUUGCAAGGCUUACUGCACUGCUCCUCCCCCGGCUCCUCCUGUCUACAUCACCGGUAACGGUACUGCGACGGUCACUUCCACUGGCAGGAUCACCUCGACUAGUCGCGUUCCCAGCAGCACUGAUCUCGUCGCUCCUCCUAUUAGAUAUUCUGCUCCUCCUGCCGCUCCUCCUGCCGGAUCCCCCAGCCAGCCUGUCGGUACUCCCGCGACUACCAAGCUCGGUUUGCCGGGUAAUUGUAAUCAGUAA